AUGAAGCCGCUGCGGAUGCUGUGCGAUGCGGAGGCAGCAGGUGACCGCACGCCCACGCCUCUUGUACUUCUCAGCCUGUGCACCGUAACGAAACGGAUCCAACCCGCAGGUCGCAGUUUUCUCGAAACUUUUGAAACCCCUGCCGUCUCGAAGCACCAUCGCAAAAAGACCACACGGGAGAAAGAUCUAGCCGCAUCUCCCCCUCCCCAGGAGGAAGAGUUCUCCACCGACCGCGCAGAGGCUUGGAAAACUAAGAACAAGAACAAAACUCCAGGAGGUGGCGGUGGCGGAAGCAGCUCCUCUUUGGCGUCUGGCUCGCACUUAAAGCGCAUAUUAUCGUACGAUCAGACGCUGUAUCGUAUCUUAGGGGUAGAUGAGGGAGCCAGCCUAGACGAGAUAAAGAAGCAAUACAGAAAGAAGGUGCUGGAAUAUCAUCCUGAUAAGGCGAAAACAGCUAGCAACAGCCCUCUUGCAAGUCCUCCGCCCUCUUCGAGCCCCUCUUCAGCAGGAGAUUCUCCGCAGUCCUGCGAACAUGAGGCUUUCCUCAGGGUCCAGGAGGCAUAUGAGGCUUUGAGCGACUCCAAUUUUAGGAGGCAGUAUGAUUCAUCUCUGCCGUUUGAUGAGUCGAUCCCAAGUCCUAACGAAUGCCACCAGCAACCAGAAAAAUUCUAUGAAAUCUUUGGUGCUGCCUUCAAUAGGAAUGCCAGGUGGUCCAUUCGCCGGCCCGUGCCUUCCCUCGGGGAUGAGAAAACGCCGCUUGCAGUGGUCGAACGGUUUUAUGACUUCUGGUAUGAUUUUCAAUCUUGGCGAGACUUCGGAGUCCAUGAUGAAUAUGAUCUCAAUGAGGCCGAGUGCAGAGAAGAAAGAAGGUGGAUGGAGAGGGAAAAUGCCAAGAUUCGGAAAAAAUAUUUGAAAAACGAAAGGGCAAGAAUCCAACGGCUGGUUGAGACAGCCUACGCCGCGGACCCUAGGAUCCAGCGGCAAAAGGAAGAGGAGAGGAAAAAGCGCGAGGAGGAAAAAGCUGCAAAACAGCGGGCUUAUGAGGCGCAAAUGCGGGAAGCUGAGGAGAGGAAGAAGCGGGAGGCAGAGGAGGAGCGGCGGCGCGAAGAGGAGGCCAAGAACCUGCAAAAGCAGCAGCAACAAGAGAAGCAGAGACUCAAGAAGUGGCGUCAGAAGUUUCGUUGGCUGUAUCGGAAAAUUAGCGAGGAUGCGUCUCCACCUGCGCCUCUCUCCGUGGCUCAAGUGCAAGACCUAAGUGCACAGCUCGACAUGGAGGUGUUACUGCCUUUCUUUCAAAAGAUUCACGACUAUUUGGGGGUGGAGGGCCCAAUCCAGGACGAGACGGGUGACCCCUCCGGACCGAUGGACUUCACAAUGUCUGAUCAGCAGAAAGAGAUGAUUGUCGGGCUUUAUGUAAAGGAAUGGCAAGCGCUUUUAGACGCUAAGAGAGCCAAAGAGCUGGCCGCUGAGGAGGAAAUGCUGAGAGUACAGGAAGAGAAGAAACGCCAAGAAUUAGCGCGAAAGAAGGCACAAGAGGCCGCGUGGACAAUUGAGGAGCUCUCGAUGCUGGCGAAGGGCUUGCAAAAGUUUCCGGGCGGAACAGCCCGGCGGUGGCACCAGAUAGCCUCGUUUAUUGGCACAAAGACACAAGAGGAGGUCGUUCAGAAGGCGAAGGAAAUGGCAAACGGCUCAAGUUUGAAGUCCAUGGGGUCAAAAAUAAGCCAACCACUUGAACAGACCAAGGCUCAGCAGCAAGGUGCACUAACUGCAAGAACCCUAAACAGUGGCAAGACCGACGCAGAGUCUGCACGGCCAACGGGCUCAACAACCGAGGCGCUCUGGACACAGGAACAACAGACAGCUCUGGAGCGUGCCCUAGCCAAACACCCGUCUAGCAUGCCGGCAGCGGAGCGGUGGUCAGCCAUUGCAAGUGACGUGCCAGGGAAAACGCGCAAGGAAUGCAUUGAGCGAUUUAAACAGAUUCGGGCCGCCAUUUUGGCCAGUAAAGGGUCUUGA
This is a messenger RNA of Cyclospora cayetanensis, 2016 nucleotides long. RefSeq names its product dnaJ homolog subfamily C member 2. Gene Ontology annotation, cellular component: cytosol. Bases 1 to 2016 code for a protein of 671 amino acids. Lineage: Eukaryota; Apicomplexa; Conoidasida; Eucoccidiorida; Eimeriidae. Gene Ontology annotation, biological process: regulation of translational fidelity; 'de novo' cotranslational protein folding. The transcript is spliced from 15 exons. Gene Ontology annotation, molecular function: ribosome binding; Hsp70 protein binding. The record is from RefSeq and is a predicted model, not a curated record.